Messenger RNA from Aspergillus calidoustus, 336 nucleotides. The record is from the annotation of a GenBank genome assembly. NCBI's taxonomy places the organism in Eukaryota, Fungi, Ascomycota, Eurotiomycetes, Eurotiales, Aspergillaceae.
AUGGCUGCCCUCCUAAUACAUGCCCAGGCAAUGCAGAUGGUUCUCCUCAACGAACCCCUCUCCGGACGAGAAGCCCUGGAUCUAGGGUUAGUGGCGACACUCACCGAGCCGGGUCACACCUUGGAAGGUGCACUUGAUCUCGCUAAGCGGUUGGGGUCCCAAAGCCGCUCCGCUGUUAGAUUGGCGAAGGAGGCCAUCUGUAGAGCUGAUGAGCUGGGUCAGGAUGGGCAGUUCGAGCGGUCCCUGUACUAUGCGGCGUUUGGGACGAGGGAUAAGCGAGAAGGCGUGGCGGCGUUUCUGGAGAAGCGACCCCCGGUUUGGAAGCAUCUAGAGUGA